This is a messenger RNA of Talaromyces stipitatus ATCC 10500, 930 nucleotides long. RefSeq lists its product as uncharacterized. Bases 1 to 930 code for a protein of 309 amino acids. Gene Ontology annotation, molecular function: mRNA binding. The transcript has 2 exons. The record is from RefSeq and is a predicted model, not a curated record. NCBI's taxonomy places the organism in Eukaryota, Fungi, Ascomycota, Eurotiomycetes, Eurotiales, Trichocomaceae. Gene Ontology annotation, cellular component: nucleus; cytoplasm.
AUGACCAUGUUUCCUCCUCCGCCCUCUCUUGAACAGCAGAUCGAAUAUCCAUACUACUUUCCUUACUCGCAUCCGACGACGCAAAUCGCGAUGUGCGGUCAGCCAUUAUAUGCAGAAUCAAGAUAUCGUGAUGAUCAGCAUACCUCACCUACGGCUUUUCUCAGUCAAUAUGCACCGUCUCCGAAUCAGUAUUAUCACCACACUCAGCAGGGGUAUCACGUAUACGGUUAUGGAUCACGAAAACGUAGCCUCUGCUCUACCGGCACUUCUGAUAUGUACCGAAACACCACAACGACGACAGCGACGUACAACGGCGGGGAAGGAAUAUUCUCAUUCCAAGCUGGAGUACACCAAAUGUCCCCAGUGAGCAAGGGCAUAUCUCACAUCAUAAUUGACAACAUCCGACCCGGCAUUGAUAUCAAAACAUUACAGGACCAUUUCCGCGAUGCCGGGCAUGUGCUUUAUUGCCAAAUCAAUCGGUACAACAACAAUAACGGCGGGAACGGUAAAGAAGCUCAGUGUAAUGAGUCCAGCUAUCCCGGUCAGUUCUAUGCAACUGCUACAUUUGCGACAGCAGAGGAAGCCGAGCGGGCGGUUGGGAUGUAUAACGGGUCCGAGUUGGGAGGGAGCCGUGUUGUGGUCAGAUUGGACACCGAGUGGGAUCCUUUCGCUGUUGAGAAGUCGAACAUGAAUGGUGAAGGGGGUGAAGGUGACUGGUCAAGAUCACAGUCAUAUUCGUUGUCAUUUACGACUUCAAAUGCCCCGCUGGCUUCGUCGGUAUCCUCGUCUACGGAGACUUUUUCUUCGUAUUCUGCUCUCGUCAGCGACAUCAUCAUCAAGAUCGCGAUAGGAGAGAUUCUGGAAAAGAACUAUUCAAAGGAACUGAUCACCCUUUCCUUCCUGCGCGAGAUGCUCCAUCAGAUUGUGUAG